GCGAACCGUUGAUGCUGAGGCAGACAGGAGUCUGCGUGCAGUCAACUCCAGCUCUGCUCUCUAUUACCGCUGAAGGUGUGUGAAACCGCGUGGGAGUGCAAUGGCGUCCUCUGGAGACAUUCAGGUUAAGGAACUGGACAAGCGUGCCUCGGGACAAGCUUUUGAGGUUAUCCUGAGUCCCACGGCCCCAGAUGCCAAAGGAGAAUUCCCACUUUCCACCCCCAAGAAGAAAGAGGUUUCUUUGGAUGAGAUACAGAAAAAAUUGGAAGCAGCAGAGGAGAGACGCAAGAACCAUGAGGCAGAGGUGUUGAAACACUUAGCUGAGAAACGAGAGCAUGAGAAGGAGGUUCUUCAGAAAGCAAUGGAGGAGAACAACAACUUCAGCAAGAUGGCUGAGGAGAAACUUAACCAGAAAAUGGAAGCCAACAAAGAAAAUCGCACAGCACGCAUGGCAGCUAUGAACGAGAAAUUCAAAGAGAAAGACAAGAAGCUUGAAGAGGUACGAAAGAACAAAGAAACAAAAGAUGGGGCUGAGGGUGAAAACUAAGUUUCCUCAUUCAUUUUCCUUUUCAUUUAGGGUAUAGUAUUGGGUUUUUUAACGUAUCCAAAGA
Xyrauchen texanus (razorback sucker) is the source of this 611-nucleotide messenger RNA. Its product is annotated as stathmin-like. Gene Ontology annotation, molecular function: tubulin binding. Gene Ontology annotation, cellular component: neuron projection; cytoplasm. Lineage: Eukaryota; Metazoa; Chordata; Actinopteri; Cypriniformes; Catostomidae. The coding region runs from base 101 to 547 and encodes 148 amino acids. Gene Ontology annotation, biological process: neuron projection development; regulation of microtubule polymerization or depolymerization; microtubule depolymerization. The record is from RefSeq and is a predicted model, not a curated record. The transcript has 5 exons.